CUCAAGAUUUUUCUGAUACAGGUAAAGCAUGCAAAUUGUCGCGCUCCGGCGGGAAUGCACCCAGCGCUGAGCACAGCUGUAGGCACUAACUCGCACCCGAUUUGAAUGCGUAGACUCAUUUCCACACAGCGGCACAAAAAUAAACAUGGACGGCAGCAGGGCACUCGAGAGCUACGGCAACGACGGAUCGUGGGCCGUGACCCGCUUCUUCAAGGAGGAGAUCUUUAACCCGCAGAUGCUCGCUGCCAACCUGGGCGUCGCAUACGGCGUCGGCGUGUUUGCGGGAGCCGUGUACUUUUUGGAGAACUUUGGCGAGCUCCUUGUUCAGUAGAUUUUUGAAUAAAGUCGAUUUCAUAAGCCAACGGUUUAU
Molecule: messenger RNA, 370 nt
Organism: Linderina pennispora
Lineage: Eukaryota; Fungi; Kickxellomycota; Kickxellomycetes; Kickxellales; Kickxellaceae
Exons: 1
Coding region: 146-331 (61 amino acids)
Source: RefSeq, a predicted model, not a curated record